Molecule: messenger RNA, 3282 nt
Organism: Brassica napus (rape)
Lineage: Eukaryota; Viridiplantae; Streptophyta; Magnoliopsida; Brassicales; Brassicaceae
Product: late embryogenesis abundant protein At3g53040-like
Exons: 2
Coding region: 1697-3139 (480 amino acids)
Source: RefSeq, a predicted model, not a curated record
GAUUUCUGGGAACUUUUUCUCUGGUUUUAGUGGGGUCCACACCUACUUUUUCUUAAAAACCCAUUCUAGAAACCUGAUGUAAAAGUGCUCUGAUAUGCCAACUUUGGAGCUACGUAUAUGGAGUACCAGUUGUGUCUCGGGUUUCCAGCUUUUUGAAGAGACUGUGGAUUAUAAAAUCCAAGAACACCAACAGAGAGCUGAACUUGCGACUGAAGAUGGAAAUUCGUUUCCGUGGAGUAGGGUAGUCACUCUUUCUGUAAGAUUUUAAUUUAUUUUUUAUUUUUCUAAAACCAAAUCAUAUAUAUAUAUAUAGCGACACUGUUGAGAGACCGGUUCAAUUUUAGUUUUGUUGAAAUUGGGACAUUUAAGAAUUGUCUAAACUCAGACCGGUUAUGCAAGCCGUUUUAGAAACAUACUAGAAUUUUGAUGUUGUUAUAAGAAGUUGGUAUGCAUAGAUUAACCACGACAUAUAAACAAAGUUAGAUAUUUUUUUAAAAAAUUACAAUGAUCUUAAUUAGCUUACUGAAUAUAACUAUUAUGUUUUACUUUUUAUAUCUUGUUUGUUCUCAUGUGAUUUUUCUGAUUCAUAACUGGUAAUGUAUAACUCAUUUGUCUUAUUACAUUCAAUACCAAAAUACCUACAUUUUGCUGUAAAACCUAUAUAUAUUGUACAAUAGGGAAACAAUUAAAACAAAUACACUUUCACCUUUUAACAAAAUUUGUUCCCAUAUUGUACGUGUGUUUGCGUUUUAUCUUCCCCUUCUUCUUUUUUUUAGCUGGAUCUUAUCAUAAACCGAAUCUCCCACCAUACACAAAAGAGUAAGAAAGUAUUACUGGAGAAUAUGGGUUGCUGAUAUUUGUCAACCGGAGAGUGAAACUCAACACUGACUUGUUUAUGAAGUCACUAAUUUUGAAUUAUGGUAUUAAAAUCGAAGAGAAAUUGUAAAUUUUUCUUAAUCUACUUACGAUCGAUUGAGAGUUUGACUGCCAGUUAUCUAAUUUUAGGAAUGUAUAGGAAUAGGAAAAAGAAAAGGUUGUGGAAGAAAAGAGACGAUAGAGGAUUGAGGGUGUAGGAUACAAUUUUAUUUUGCAUUAUUAUUUUUAAAUGAUUUUUUUUUUAUAAUUAUGCCAUGUGUCAGAAUUUUAUUAGAAAAUUAACUUAUGCUUUAGACCAUGAUUAACCCAGGGUUUUUAGAGUGAGAUUCUUAUCGGAAGUUAAGAAAAUGUUUCUUAACUUCUAACUAAAAAAAGUAAGAACCGGUUCUUAAAAUCCUUAUUUAAGAACCGGUUCUUACUUUUUUUAGUUAAAAGUUAAAAAACAUUUUCUUAACUUCCGAUAAGAACCCCACUCUAAGAACCUCGGAUUAAUCGUGCUCUUAAUAUGUCUUUUAAUUUUGUGGUCUGCGAGGAGAACGCGGCCAGCCCGGAGAUAUUAGACACGUGGUGAACUUGCAGAGACAUCUCCACAACAAAACCGUAAAUAUUGAUCGCCACGUGACCUCGCAACACCACGUGGUGAGCAGUAACCGCUUCUCGGAAAGACCUCUGGUCUUCGCUUUAGAAACCUCUUUUUAUAAGUGAUAAUAACCUCCAAGGACAUUGGAACUAGAAUCAUCAGAACAUUCAAAAAAGGAAAAAGAAAAAGUUUGUCAAAGCAAAUUUGAAAACGUUGUUCUGUAAUCACUGGUCAAAAGUGAUGAUGGAAAGAAGAAGAACGGCUUUGGCACUGCUGCUGGUAGUGGUGGUUCUGACGUGGCAGAAGGGAACGACGGCGAAGGACGCGAGAAGCGCCGCUGAAAUGGCAAAGAAAAUGGCAACAGAGACUGUUUCAUGGGCCGGUUGGGUCUCUGACAGAAUAACCACUGGACUUGGUAUAGAAAAAAAGGAACCAGAAAGUGCCGCCCAACGCACAAAAAACUACGCUUACAAGGCCGCACAAUACAUCAAAGACUCAGCGUAUGACAUGGCUGGUGAUGCAAAGGAUAUGGCUUAUGAAAAGGCAAGCAAUGCAAAAGAAAUGGCCUCCGAGAAAACUGGCUAUGUAAAGGACAUGGCUUACGAGCAGGCUGGACAUGCGAAGGAUUAUGCUUAUGAUAAGGCAGGCAACGCGAAGGACAUGGCGUACGAGAAGGCAGGACACACGAAGGAUUAUGCCUAUGAUAAGACUGGUAAUGCAAAAGAAGUGGCCUAUGAUAAGGCAGGCAUUGCGAAAGACAUAGCUUACGAACAGGCUGGACACGCGAAGGAUUUUGCUUAUGAUAAGGCAGGGAAUGCAAAGGACAUGGCCUACGAGAAGGCCGGACACGCUAAGGAUUAUGCCUAUGAAAAGGCUGGUGAUGCAAAAGAAGUGGCAUAUGAUAAGGCGGGCAAUGCAAAGGACAUGGCAUAUGAAAAGGCGGACAAUGUGAUAGACAUGACGUAUGACAAGGUGGGAUCUGCUUACAGUAGUGCCAAGGACAUGGCAUAUGAUAAUGCGGGAAAUACAAAAGACAUGGCCUAUGAUAAAGCGGGUAAUGCCAAGGACAUGGCAUACGAGAAGGCGGAAAAUGUCAAAGACAUGACAUAUGACAAGGUUGGAUCUGCUUACGGCAAUGCCAAGGACAUGGCCUAUGAUAAGGCGGUUAACGUGAAGGACAUGGCAUAUGAGAAGGCGGGAAAUGUGAAAGACAUGACGUAUGAAAAGGUGGGAUCUGCUUACGGCAGUGCCAAGGACAUGGCAUAUGAGAAGGCGGGCGAUGCGAAAGACAUGGUGUAUGACAAGGUGGGAGCUGCUUACGGCAGUGCUGAGAAAGCAAAGGAUUACGGGUAUGAAAAAACCGGCGAUGUGAUCAGGAUGGCCACAGACAAGAGCAGUGAAGCCUAUGAAGGAGCUAAAGAGAGGUCAAAGAGUGCCAAAGACAUGGCAGCUGAUAAAGGGGAAGGUGCAGUAAAGUAUGGUAGAGACAAAGCAACGGAAGCAAUGGAUGGAUCUGUUGAGUAUAUUAAAGAAAAAUCACACAAAGCUAAAGAUGGAGCGGCCAAAGGGUUCGGAGAAACCAUGGAAAAGGUCAAGGAAACAUCGAAACACGCAUAUGAAACCGCAAAAGAAAAGGCUUCUCAUGUUGCCGAAGAGAUUAGGGAGCGUUAUGUUGAGCUCUAAAAUCAGUUUCUCUUACAAUUCUGAAUUUUAAUCAAAUCUAUUUUCCAAAAUGUAAACACAAUAGUCUAACAAGGAUCUUAGUAUAUAUUAAAGUCUCUUACAUUUCUUUCUUCUUGGCUGUUUGCUUAUUAUUGUGCAUCCAA